AUGGCGAGGUGGAUGAAGCCGUUACAGGCUUUCACUAGCUUGUUCAGGAAAGAUGAGAAUCAAGAGGCAGGAACAGACCGGCGGAAAUCGUCUCUGAAAAAAGUCGACAAAAGUUUCAAGGAUGCCGGCAGGAGUGGCCAGCGCUUGCGCUUCGACACCGAAAGGAUGAACACGGCCAACCCUGCUGAGCAAGACAAUCACGCCGAAAGGGAUGCGAAGGCAGCACCCAAAUGUGCGAAAGAUGCAGUGAAGGAUUCGUCGCGCGAAGGCUUUGGCGGGCCCAUCAGGGCAAAGCCAAUGCAGUCGACGCGAAACCGUGACGACGAGCUGAGCUGCCACGUCACUGCCGCCUACAUGUCCGUCACGGGCUAG
Molecule: messenger RNA, 372 nt
Organism: Symbiodinium sp. CCMP2456
Lineage: Eukaryota; Dinophyceae; Suessiales; Symbiodiniaceae
Source: the annotation of a GenBank genome assembly